AUGCAGCGGCAUUUGACGUGGAUCUUGAUCUUGCUGGGACUCCCGGCCUGGAUGCGGAUGUCUACUUCAGCCGCCACCUCUUCGCUGCGCGUGGCGCUGCUCACGGACGUGGAGGGCAAUUGGGACUACGUGCGCAACGUGGCGCGGCAGUCGUCGUGUCUGCAGCUGACGACCAGCGGCCAGGACGAGACGCUGGAGCUGAAAGACGACUGCCUCUUGGUGUUCGGAGGCGACGCGGGGGAUAAAGGAGACCACACACUCAAGUGCUACGAGCAGCUCGUGAGGCUUAAAAAGCGUCAUCCGGAGCGCGUCGUGCUGCUCGUGGGCAACCGCGACGUGAACAAGAUGCGGCUCACGUCGGAGCUCCACGACUCGGAGAUGGACCUGCAAUCUAUGGCCAAAGAAAUUCUGGAGGGCCCGACGUGGGUGCCCAAGGACAAGCGUUUUACGUUGAAGAAGUUUCUGGGUGGUCAGUUGGAGAAAGGAGAUGAGGAGGCUGGUGACGACGAACUGGAAGCGGUGAACUCCAAGGUGAACAGGCUGAAAUGGAUGUUGGAGCACACCAUGGGGGCGCAGGGGGACUUCGAGCGCCGACGGGCUGAAUUGAGCUUGCGUCAAGCAGUUGGAGACCGGAACGAGGUGACAGACGACGCCGUCGUGAAGUCUUAUAUGGACAGUGUGGAAGAAGGAGGGGUGUUGCGGGAUUACUUGCUACAUGGCAGCUUGGCUUUCGUGACGCACCAGACGCUGUUUGUGCACGGAGGUAUCAUCAAUGGCGACGGACCCGCCGGUUUGUCGGCACUUGGGCGUGUGCCGGACCAACCGUCGAAGCGAUUUGAAUCGGUUUCUGAGUGGGUUGACAAAUUGAACGCCUGGUACCGGAGUCAAGUUCGAGAGUGGAUUGAACACCCGACGUGGAAUGAAGAUCGCGCUACACGUGGCGGGAAUGAACUCCUCAAAUAUGUGUUGCCAGAUUACACGGGGAGUGUUGUCAUGGGGCGCCACCUUCUGCCAUCGGGUAUGCCAACGCCAGUGCCGGAGGAAAUUGCGUCCUUGUUAUCUGAAAGUGGCAUCCGACGAGUGAUCAUCGGACAUACACCUCACGGCAAUUGUCCGACCGUUGUCAGACAGCAUCAGCAACAAGAAGGAACCUGCGCUACUGAUCGCAAUAGCAAUGCAGUGACAUUUGAAGACGUGAUCAUGUGCGAUACAAGCUACAGUGAUGCCCGUGCGCCUGACAACCGAGGCAAUGCUGCGUCUGAGCUGGUGGUGGAGCCCUCUGGGCGUGUCCUUGUGAACGGCCUGCUUGAAGAUGGUCGACGUAUUUCGUAUGAUGCCCAAGAGGAUCCGUGGGUGGGUCGAUGGCUUAACGACGGCGACAUGGUGAAAGCUCGGGUUGUCGAUGACGAUUUUAGCGGAGAGGACAUAUACUACCUGGUAUUUCGCGUGGAAAACGGCUACUCGUACACCUACCACUACCGCAAAAUCGCAGAACUGCGUGAAAUUGGCACGAAAGAUUCAGUGAGUUCCCAAGCAGUUUUUUUGGAUCCGCAAAAAUAG
This is a messenger RNA of Phytophthora sojae, 1560 nucleotides long. RefSeq lists its product as hypothetical. The record is from RefSeq and is a predicted model, not a curated record. The transcript has 3 exons. NCBI's taxonomy places the organism in Eukaryota, Oomycota, Peronosporomycetes, Peronosporales, Peronosporaceae. Bases 1 to 1560 code for a protein of 519 amino acids.